CUCAUCUGGAUUUGCUCCCAUGCAGAGAAGGAUUUUGGAGGAACCGAUGGAUUUACAGAGCCCGGACACUUGACAGAAUUAAUCUCAACCCGAGUGAUGGACAGUCAGAUGGCCAGAUAGCCCCGGCGCGGGCUACCCCAUAAGAAGUGAUGCAUCUCUUCCACUUCCCAUUGUUAGCAUGAGAACACAGCCUGGGUCCUACACAGAGGUACCGUUCCACAGAGACCCACCUCGCUGCCGCUAUAAGAAGGAAGGGGCUCUCUGAGGCACUGGAGAUGGCUGGAGGAUGCGACGCACUCAACAGCAGCCGUAGACCAUCAAACUUUUUCCCCUAGUGGUUUAAUUCCUCUCUGGGGGAAUCAUCUCUACGAGGCUGCCAGAAACCAGAAGAUUGGAGCCUUUCCUCCAGCAUUUUCAUAUUUCUGAGGAUGCCAACACUACUGCAAACUCAACUGUGACACGAGUUUUUCUUUAGAUUCUAUUUUUAGGGUUUGAGUUUCUAUACAUAUAUCUCUAUAUUUAUAUCUCUAUAGGUUUCUAUACGGCCAUAUCCACAGACACCCCAUCUUUCUUGCGCGCCGUGUGGCUGUGGAUAUAGCUUUCGAGAUACAACGAUUAAGCCAAAGAAUUUGUUGUAGGAUUCUCCUUGCAACAAGACUUUCUAGAGCAAUAAUUUUUUGUGCCCAGACAAACUACUCUCGGGAAGUUUUGUACGAGCCACUGCCCUGCAGCCAAAACAAUGAGACCUGUGGCAUUAAUUGUAGGGUUUAAGACAUUGUGGGUUUUGGCAUUUUCGUCUCUUUCCAACACUCUGGCGGUGAAUAACAGUGGGAGAUGGUGGGGCAUCAUCAACGUGGCCUCUUCCACCAACCUGCUGACGGACUCCAAGAACGUGCAGCUGGUGCUGGACCCCUCCCUGCAGCUGCUGAGCCGCAGGCAGCGGAAGCUGAUCCGCCAGAACCCCGGCGUCCUGCACAGCGUCAGCAGCGGCCUGCAGAGCGCCAUCCAGGAGUGCAAGUGGCAGUUCCGCAACCGCCGCUGGAACUGCCCCACCACCCAGGGGCCCCACGUCUUCGGCAAGAUCGUCAACCGGGGCUGUCGGGAGACGGCGUUCAUCUUCGCCAUCACCAGCGCCGGCGUCACCCACUCCGUGGCCCGGUCCUGCUCCGAGGGCUCCAUCGAGUCCUGCACAUGUGACUAUCGGCGCCGCGGCCCGGGGGGCCCCGACUGGCACUGGGGGGGCUGCAGCGACAACGUCGACUUCGGCCGGGUCUUCGGGCGCGAGUUCGUGGAUUCCAACGAGAAGGGGCGGGACCUGCGCUUCCUGAUGAACCUGCACAACAAUGAGGCGGGACGGAUGACGGUCUUCUCGGAGAUGCGGCAGGAGUGCAAGUGCCACGGCAUGUCGGGCUCCUGCACCGUCAAGACCUGUUGGAUGCGGCUCCCUACCUUCCGCACGGUGGGCGACUUCCUCAAGGACCGGUUCGACGGCGCCUCCCGCGUCAUCUACGGCAACAAGGGCAGCAACCGGGCCUCACGUGUGGAGGGGCCCCACCUGGAGCCCGAGAACCCGGCCCACAAGCCCCCCUCCCUGCACGACCUCGUCUACUUCGAGAAGUCGCCCAACUUCUGCACCUACAGCGGCAAGACGGGCAUGGCGGGCACGGCUGGGCGCUUCUGCAACAGCUCCUCCCCCGCCCUGGACGGCUGCGAGCUGCUGUGCUGCGGGCGGGGCUACCGCACGCGGACCCAGCGCGUCACCGAGCGCUGCAACUGCACCUUCCACUGGUGCUGCCACGUCAGCUGCUUGAACUGCACCAACACACAAGUGUUGCACGAGUGCUUGUGAGCCGGGGCCAGGCGGGAGGAGGGGGACAGAGGCAAAGACCUUCCCUGGGGGGGAUCAAAAUCAGGGCCCCACCCCCAUCCCGCCUAGCAAGGGCACCGCACCCAAGCAGCCGCCGCAAGCCGGAUUCUGCAGCCCCGUGACCCGGAGCCGCUGCUCUCAGUGGCAGACCCGGCCCCCGAGAAAGGCGAGGGCCUGGCAGAUGAGGGGAGGGGCCGUCCUCUCCAGACCUCUCCAAACUCUUCCAGGCCAGGACACCUGCAGGGGCGUCAGCGAUCACCCAGCGGUGACCCAAAGGGCCCUGUGGCAGCCCCCUCCCUGCCACCCCACAGGGUCUAUCCCUGGGCGCAUUUGGGCGAAAAGGCCUGGAUCAGCAGCCUGGAUCCCUCUCCCCGCCCCGCGUCCCGUGCCAACGCCCUUGCGGGAGGUGGGGGUGGGUCUCCACAGCCCAGCGCUGGCCUCUGUGCCGAGCCCCGGCCUGGGACCCCCACCCCACCUCCCCGCUGCUCAGUCACUCCCCGCCUUGGGCAGGAUUCGUCCAUCUGAUGCGACUAGCCUCCCCCCGCCGCUGGGCUGGCCAGGUCCAUGCCGCUCGUUAGCUUCUGGACUCGGCGCAUUGUGCCAGGAGCAGGGUAGAAAACGCUGGCCGGGCACCGUUCGCUGGGCUGGUGCGCGCGGUUGGGAGUUUGGUAUGUUACGUGCACUGAAGAAGUGGUCGGAAUCGCCAGUUUUGUUUUGUAAAUAAAAUAUUUAUUGUGAAUGGUUUUAUACCCCUUAGUGCCGGCCUGGCCUUGCCAACCGGUGGGUCUCCUAGACAAUCCCUCUCCUCUGCCUUCGACAAAGAUUCCCCCCCCUGGCCUUUUUGUUUCUAAUUCAAAGAAGAAGAAGAAUGCUUUGUCACGGAUCUCAUUCAUAGUGGGCUAGAGACAAAUAAAGGAUCUAUUUU
Messenger RNA from Malaclemys terrapin pileata, 2792 nucleotides. It is a transcript of the gene WNT1, whose product is annotated as Wnt family member 1. NCBI's taxonomy places the organism in Eukaryota, Metazoa, Chordata, Testudines, Emydidae. The transcript is spliced from 4 exons. Bases 740 to 1849 code for a protein of 369 amino acids. Gene Ontology annotation, molecular function: frizzled binding; cytokine activity. Gene Ontology annotation, cellular component: extracellular region. Gene Ontology annotation, biological process: cell fate commitment; neuron differentiation; multicellular organism development. The record is from RefSeq and is a predicted model, not a curated record.